This is a messenger RNA of Rhagoletis pomonella (apple maggot), 6928 nucleotides long. It is a transcript of the gene na, whose product is annotated as sodium leak channel non-selective protein. The coding region runs from base 223 to 6594 and encodes 2123 amino acids. The transcript is spliced from 18 exons. The record is from RefSeq and is a predicted model, not a curated record. Gene Ontology annotation, biological process: transmembrane transport; monoatomic ion transport. NCBI's taxonomy places the organism in Eukaryota, Metazoa, Arthropoda, Insecta, Diptera, Tephritidae. Gene Ontology annotation, cellular component: membrane. Gene Ontology annotation, molecular function: monoatomic cation channel activity.
GUAUUGAUUUUGUGCACCUACGAAGCUGACAUUUGAUCAGAAAGGAGUGAAAAUUUUUCCGCAGAAUAUUUUCCACAAAAAAAAUCCAAAUGCUAGUGCAAAAUUAAGCUUCUCCCCUUUGGAAACCCUAGCGCUUUGGGGAACACUCGCGCAAAAAUCCACUUCUUAGCAACCUAACCUUUUCCUUCGCCCACGUAGGAUGCGCCCAACCUCUAUGCUUGAAUGAUUGACCGAUUGCAUACGCGUCGCUUAGGAGCUGCAAGCAACCGGAGCGAUACCGGCUCCCUAUCGGCGACUACCGCAACCGGUGUUGGCGGUGUUAUCGGUACUAGUACGAGUGGCGGCAGUGGCGGCGGCGGCGGCACUAUUACUACACCUCCAGCCAGCACCAGCUCCUCCAGCGGACACAGUCUGCAGCAACAGCAUACACAGCCGCAGGUACAACAGCAGCAACAAUUUCGCUCAUCACUACACCACCAUCAUCAUUCGUCAGGCCAUAGCCAUUUCACCUUUAAUACAGGUGGCAGUUAUAGUCAGGGCCAUAGUUCCGGCAGUCUAUCGCGCAUUUCACGCAAGGCAGGCACAUCACUCUCCGCAUCUGCACAAAGUGGGCAUGGCUUUGACGGCACCAGUACCCUAAACAGUCCGUCAGUUGUGAAUUCGGGAAGCGGCAGCGCUAGUAGUGGUCCCGGUUUACUACCCUCAAUGGCGCCAAUGUUGGGCACUUCAACAAGUGGUGGUAGUGGCGGCGGUGGCAUAGCCGGUGGUCAACUAGGUGUUAUAAGUCAAAAUGUGUCAUCGACUGCCGCAGGUAGCGGUGGCGUCGGUGGCAGUGGUGGCAGCGGUGGCGUUGGUGGAGGCGGUAGUGGCAGUGGUGCAGGUGGCAUUGGUGGCGGUGUCAUGGGCGGUAUUGGUGGCGUUGGCGGCGGUGCGAUAGGCGGUGGUGUUGGCAUGGGCAUCUGUGGCGGCAUUAGUAGUACGAUGGGGCCGAGCAGUGCUGCCAUAACUGGCGUCCCCCCUAUUGGGCUGGGCCUAGCAACGGGCAUUGGUAAUAAGAUGCUCGGCCGCAAGCAAAGCCUCAAGGGGGGCGAACCGUUUUUGGCCGAUUACGGUCCCGAGGAGUCGCUUAACGAAAGUGCCGAUAUUGAAUGGGUGAAUAAGCUGUGGGUAAGGCGACUAAUGCGUCUAUGCGCCUUAGUAUCCUUGGCCUCAGUCUCAUUGAAUACGCCGAAAACUUUCGAGCGGCAUCCCCCAUUACAGUAUAUAACAUUCGUGUCGGACACCGCGGUCACGCUGCUAUUCACCGCCGAAAUGAUUGCCAAAAUGCAUAUACGUGGCGUCUUGCAUGGUGAAGUACCAUAUCUAAAGGAUCAUUGGUGUCAAUUCGAUGCGUCAAUGGUAUUUUUUCUCUGGAUAUCGAUUAUAUUACAAAUAUUCGAAGUUUUAGAAAUUGUACCCAAAUUUUCUUACAUCUCCAUUUUACGCGCACCACGCCCCUUAAUUAUGAUACGAUUCCUGCGAGUCUUCCUGAAAUUUUCGAUGCCAAAGAGUCGUAUUAAUCAAAUAUUUAAACGCUCGAGUCAACAGAUCUACAACGUAACAUUGUUCUUCCUGUUCUUUAUGUCGUUAUACGGCUUACUGGGGGUACAAUUCUUCGGAGAAUUAAAAAAUCAUUGUGUGAUGAAUAAUUCGGAAUACGAUUACUUGGGAAGGCCCAUUUUGACGAUCAAUUCGUUGGCCAUACCCGAUACGUUCUGCUCCAUGGAUCCCGAUUCUGGAUAUCAAUGCUCACCUGGAAUGAUGUGCAUGAAAAUGGACUUUCUAAGCAGCUACGUGAUUGGCUUCAAUGGGUUUGAAGACUUUGCUACGAGCAUUUUUACUGUCUACCAAGCGGCAUCGCAAGAGGGCUGGGUCUUCAUUAUGUAUCGUGCGAUCGAUUCGCUUCCAGCCUGGCGUGCUGCCUUCUACUUUAGCACAAUGAUAUUCUUUCUCGCUUGGCUGGUGAAGAAUGUUUUCAUUGCUGUCAUCACAGAGACUUUCAACGAGAUACGCGUACAGUUCCAGCAGAUGUGGGGUGCGCGUGGUCACAUACAAAAGACGGCUGCAUCGCAAAUACUCAGCGGCAAUGAUUCCGGUUGGCGUUUGGUUACGAUAGAUGAUAAUAAACAUGGCGGCCUGGCGCCUGAAACUUGUCACGCUAUUUUACGUUCGCCCUACUUUCGUAUGUUGGUAAUGUCAGUGAUCUUGGCUAACGGCAUAGUUAUGGCCACAAUGACUUUCAAACAUGAUGGUCGCCCAAGGAAUGUGUUUUAUGAGAAAUAUUACUAUAUCGAAAUGGCGUUUACGUUCUUCUUGGACUUGGAGACGCUGUUCAAGAUCUACUGCUUGGGUUGGCGUGGUUACUACAAACAUUCAAUACAUAAAUUUGAAUUGCUGCUGGCUGUGGGCACUACCAUACACAUUGUCCCGAUGUUUUACCUCUCUGGAUUCACCUACUUUCAGGUCCUACGCGUUGUCCGUUUGAUCAAAGCGUCACCGAUGCUCGAAGGCUUCGUUUAUAAAAUUUUCGGCCCCGGCAAGAAACUCGGCUCACUGAUCAUAUUCACUAUGUGCUUGCUGAUCAUUAGCUCCAGCAUUUCCAUGCAACUUUUCUGCUUUCUCUGUGACUUUACGAAAUUCGAAUCAUUCCCGGAAGCAUUUAUGUCUAUGUUCCAGAUUCUCACGCAAGAAGCUUGGGUUGAGGUUAUGGAUGAAACUAUGAUACGCACAAGUAAAACACUGACACCCCUAGUGGCCGUCUACUUCAUACUCUAUCACUUGUUCGUCACAUUGAUCGUGCUGAGUUUGUUCGUGGCGGUUAUUUUGGAUAAUUUGGAAUUGGAUGAGGAUAUUAAGAAAUUGAAGCAACUUAAAUUUCGCGAGCAAAGCGCUGAGAUCAAAGAAACUCUACCAUUUCGUUUGCGCAUUUUCGAAAAGUUUCCAGAUUCGCCACAAAUGACUAUACUCCAUAGAAUACCGAACGAUUUCACGUUGCCGAAAGUGCGUGAGUCCUUCAUGAAACAUUUCGUAAUCGAGUUAGAAACAGAUGAUCCUUCGAUCGUCGAGAAUUGUAAGCGACCUAUGUCGGAAUGUUGGGAGUCCAAUGUGGUAUUUCGUAAGCAGAAGCCUGUACGAAUAAUGAACAAAACGCCAAAGGUGCGUUCGGCCGGCAGCAGUUUGCGGAAGUUAGCUAUCACUCAUAUAAUCAAUCGACUUUCCAGUGAUUCGAAUAAUCAGCGUUUAAUGCUUGGAGACUCCGCUAUGCUGCCUGUCGUAGGCGGCAAAGGGGGUUUAAAGUCUCAAGGCACCAUAACACAUUCGAAACCAUGGCGUGUAGAUCAAAAGAAAUUUGGUUCACGUUCUAUACGCCGGAGCGUACGUUCCGGUUCGAUUAAAUUGAAACAGACUUAUGAACAUUUAAUGGAGAAUGGCGACAUCGCAGCAGCGCCACGCGCCAAUUCGGGGCGUGCACGUCCACACGAUCUGGAUAUAAAGCUGUUGCAAGCGAAGCGUCAGCAGGCCGAGAUGAGACGCAAUCAACGCGAGGAGGACUUGCGCGAGAAUCAUCCCUUCUUCGAUACACCGCUCUUCCUAGUGCCGCGUGAGAGUCGUUUCCGUAAGAUUUGCCAGAAAAUCGUGCAUGGCCGCUACGACGCCCGUCUCAAAGAUCCACUGACGGGCAAGGAACGCAAAGUGCAGUACAAAAGCAUGCAUAACUUUCUCGGUCUUGUCACUUACUUGGAUUGGGUAAUGAUCUUCGUUACGACACUCUCCUGUAUUUCAAUGAUGUUUGAAACGCCCAGCUACCGGGUUAUGGAUCAUCCGACUCUACAAAUAGCUGAAUAUGGGUUCGUUAUUUUUAUGAGUCUGGAGCUGGCACUUAAAAUACUCGCCGAUGGCCUCUUCUUCACGCCAAAAGCAUAUAUAAAGGACGUCGCCGCUGUGUUGGAUGUCUUCAUAUAUGUUGUUUCUACAUCCUUCCUCUGCUGGAUGCCUCAACAGAUACCGACCAGUUCCGGCGCACAACUCCUAAUGAUUUUGCGCUGUGUGCGUCCGUUGCGUAUUUUCACGCUGGUGCCACACAUGCGCAAGGUCGUUUAUGAGUUGUGUCGCGGCUUCAAGGAGAUCCUGCUCGUAUCCACGUUGCUCAUACUGCUCAUGUUUAUAUUCGCCAGCUAUGGUGUACAGUUAUAUGGUGGGCGAUUGGCGCGUUGCAAUGAUCCUACUAUAAUGCGUCGUGAGGAUUGUGUGGGCGUGUUUAUGCGACGCGUUUUUGUAACAAAAAUGAAACUCACGCCCGGCGCCAAUGAGUCGUAUCCGUCAAUGUUGGUGCCCCGCGUCUGGGCUAAUCCGCGCAGAUUCAAUUUCGACAACAUCGGUGAUGCGAUGCUGACGUUAUUCGAAGUGCUCUCCUUCAAGGGUUGGUUAGAUGUGCGAGACGUGUUGAUUAAAGCUGUUGGACCGAUACAUGCCAUCUAUAUACACAUCUAUAUUUUCUUGGGUUGCAUGAUUGGACUGACCUUGUUUGUGGGUGUGGUGAUCGCUAACUACUCGGAGAACAAAGGUACCGCUCUCUUGACAGUCGAUCAGCGUCGUUGGUGCGAUCUGAAAAAGCGUUUGAAAAUUGCGCAACCUCUGCAUUUACCACCGCGUCCUGAUGGCAGAAAGUUCCGUGCAUUUACCUAUGAUAUAACGCAGAAUAUAAUUUUCAAGCGUAUUAUAGCGGUGGUGGUGCUGAUCAAUAGCAUGUUGCUAUCUAUUACGUGGAUUAAGGGUGAAGUGCAUACUGAACGUUUAGUGAUCGUCAGCGCUGUGCUGAAUUUUGUGUUUGUCAUUGAAGUGGUUAUGAAGAAUAUAGCGUUCACUCCACGCGGCUACUGGCAAUCGCGACGAAAUCGCUAUGACCUACUGGUCACAGUGGCUGGCGUUGUUUGGAUAUUCUUGCAAACUAUAUUAAGGAAUGAUCUCUCAUAUUUCUUCGGUUUUAUGGUGGUAAUUUUGCGUUUCUUCACCAUUACUGGCAAACACACCACACUCAAAAUGCUUAUGCUAACAGUGGGCGUGUCCGUUUGCAAAUCAUUUUUCAUCAUAUUCGGCAUGUUUUUGCUGGUGUUCUUCUAUGCUUUGGCUGGCACUAUCCUCUUCGGUACUGUCAAGUAUGGUGAGGGUAUUGGAAGGCGUGCAAAUUUCGGUUCACCCGUCACAGGAGUGGCUAUGUUGUUUCGGAUUGUUACCGGAGAGGAUUGGAAUAAGAUUAUGCAUGACUGCAUGGUGCAGCCGCCAUACUGUACACCGGGAAACAAUUACUGGGAAACCGAUUGUGGCAAUUUCACCGCCAGUUUAGUUUACUUCUGCACGUUCUACGUCAUAAUUACCUAUAUUGUGCUAAAUUUGCUAGUGGCUAUUAUCAUGGAGAACUUUUCAUUGUUCUAUUCAAAUGAGGAGGAUGCGCUGCUUUCCUAUGCUGACAUAAGAAAUUUUCAGAACACAUGGAAUAUAGUGGAUAUACAUCAACGUGGCGUCAUACCGGUACGACGUGUAAAAUUUAUACUGCGUCUCUUAAAAGGACGACUGGAGUGUGAUCCACAAAAGGACCGAUUGCUUUUCAAGUACAUGUGCUAUGAGCUGGACAAGCUGCAUAAUGGCGAAGAUGUGACAUUCCACGAUGUAAUCAACAUGUUAUCCUAUCGCUCAGUGGACAUACGUAAGGCCUUACAGCUAGAGGAAUUACUGGCACGCGAAGAAUUCGAAUAUUUAGUUGAAGAAGAGGUGGCUAAGAUGACGAUACGCACAUGGUUGGAGGGUUGUUUGAAAAAGAUACGCGCACAAAAUAAGCAACAAAAUUCUCUCAUAGCCGGUUUGCGCGCCACUAAUGAACAGCUUAUGCUGCUUAAGGCUCCCGAAGAUAAAACACCCACCACCGGUGGGGAAAAACCACCUGGCAGCGCCACUGCACCUUGCCCACCUACCAGUGAUGCUUUUUCGCCCACCUUCAGUUCAACCGAGAACGAAGAGAAGGAUGCCAGCGGCAGUGCCGCCAUUUCAACUACCGCCGAUGCACAUGGCGUGCAACGUGUCAUAAGUGCCACCAAGCGUGUCUAUGUGCUAAAUCGCUCCGAUUCGACGGGUAGUUCAGCUGGUCGCAAAUACUUGGCACCCACCACAUCCGAUCCACAACAACGCAGCACACUCACCGACAAAGAGCGCUUGCAUAUUAGUAGCCAGCAGAAGAAGAAAAAUUCAAUGACAGCAGUGCCCACACUGCCACCCGUUGUGGCAGCGAGCGGUGCUGUAAUUAAACGCGAUAUAAAUCGCACGUCGGGUUAUUUCGCUUCGACCAAUAGCGAUGGCAGUCAAUUUCAUUAUCCACCGAAUGUGACGAAUCACUAUGGAGAACAACAUGGACCGCUGGGUAGUCCAUCGGCAAUUAUGGGACACAUAAUUGCGGGUAGUAAACUAUUACCUUUCAACAAUCAAGCAAAUGCGGUGUACGAGGUGCACGAUUGGUGGCAAGAGCAAGUGAUUUGCACGCUCUACAGCGAUGAUGAAGGUUAGUUUUUGUAUUAAAUUGUGAAUUAAAUAGUAGGAAAAACUAAACAAUCUAGGUAUAAGUACGAUUAAAAAAUUAGUAAUUAUAAGAUGGGAUACUAUGAUUAGUAAAUUAAUGUGAUUAAUGUAAAUGUUACAUUUUAUCGUUAAAUUGUUGGCUUUGCUAAGCACAAUGCCAAAUUUACAGACACAAAUAAUAAUAUACUCAAUGAUAGAUAAUAUACAGUUAUUGUUUCAUGAGUUGGAUACUUUUAGACAAUAUUAUAAGAUAAUAUUUAAUAUGUAUUAAAACAUACUUUGGUGUAUUAACUUUGUAAUAAAAAUAUGUUGAAUAAUUGGA